Molecule: messenger RNA, 1613 nt
Organism: Orussus abietinus
Lineage: Eukaryota; Metazoa; Arthropoda; Insecta; Hymenoptera; Orussidae
Exons: 4
Coding region: 212-1048 (278 amino acids)
Source: RefSeq, a predicted model, not a curated record
CACAGUGAGAAAUCGGCCGAAUUGGACGCGACACGCGACGUCCAUGUGGUUAACAUAAAUAUUUAAAAUUCUACGUAUCCAAACCAACGGUGGUAUUGAAUUCAUCUUUUGGUACGACCAACGAAGGAUGACGAAAUCCCAUUCAGAGUGAAAAGAAGGAGCUUGUAUCUUGAAUCGAAAUCCAGUUAAACAGUGCAAAGUAUGAUUAAUCAUGGCUGAUUUACACGAGGAUAUAAAAAGAAUGACGCAAAUACCAUCGACGUAUGAACCUGCAACAUUUUAUCCUGUAAAAGAUCCGCGAAGGGGCCAAAAAGAUAAAAUUCACAAACGUGGACACCGCCAAAAAAAUAUAGAAUUGAUAGAAGAAAGUGACACAAGUGGUCCAACUAUGGUCUCGGGUGACUUUCCAUUUGAAUAUGAAAUCACAUCUAGCAUUAGAGCAGCAAAUGGGGGAAUGGACUAUUCUAAUCAGUUUUUAGAAAAUGAGUGGAAAAAGAAUAAUUUAGAAAAAAGUUUAACAUCGGAGAGUUUGGACACCUCAAGUUCUUCGGUAUCGCCUGAUAUACUGAGUUGUAAAGAAGAUGAUAAUUUAACUAUGGAAUGUGAAAGAGAUAACAAGAACAAUACCACUUUCCGCUACAAACGAAAUGCUUUGAUAAAAGGACUAAUAAAGAAUAAUAUAAUAACGUUAUUGGAGCUUGACAUAAAUGAGGAACAGAAUUCUUCGUCGUCCAUAAAUAACAAAGAAGGAACUAAUGGGUUGGCUAACGACAAUGAAUUCUUCAAUUCAAAUGAUCCAGGCUUAACUGAAAGUGAUACGAGUGUUUUAGUGCCUAAUCCUGAAGAUGAAGAUUUUUAUUGUACUCCGUUGCAAGCAUUUGGCACAUUAGACAGUAACGGUGUUGACUUCACUGUAGAAUAUGUAGGAAGAAAAGAAGUUGUUACAUCGAGGCGAUAUCUCAUCAAUCAAGUUGAUGAUUCAUUUUUUGAAUUUAAGAAAAAAUCUAGACAGAGUACAAAUGAGCCACAUACCAACCACUCUACGUAGUAACAGAAACAACGAAAUAAGUUUUAUUAGGAAUAUUGUUUAAUAGUUUUAUUCAACUUUCUCAGUAUGUUUAGAAAUAACAAUGUAUUCUUUGUAAAUAAGUUGACAAAGACGCAUGUUCAAGCAGACUUAUAUGUAUAAGCAUAUAUACUCAGCUAAUAUCAUGUAGGAAGUAAAAAAAAAAUUGCAUUAUAUUUGACAGCAGUCACAUAAAAAAUCUAAUUUGACCAAAAUUAUUAAAUAUUCGUAGUUGGCACAGUUUGUUUUUAUAUCUCAAAAAUGUCAUCUUGGGUUAGAAUCUCAAAUUUUACUUCUGUCGAAUUCGAAGAGUCUCUCAAAGGACUUUCUAAUUUCGUGCCUUAUACGAUAUAUAAUUGAUAAGAGAAAGUAGGAGUUAUAAUUAAGGUUCGACUGAGUAUAAAUAUAAGUUUGAUAGAAUGUUUAACGUUUUUAAACAUAAAGGAAUUUAUGUCAAUAUAUUUCAUAAUUCCGAGGGAAAGUAUGAUUAAAGUAAUUAUUAUAAUUGUAAUAGACGCAAUAAUGAUGAUAAAGAAGAUAAUCGUAA